Molecule: messenger RNA, 2850 nt
Organism: Adineta ricciae
Lineage: Eukaryota; Metazoa; Rotifera; Eurotatoria; Adinetida; Adinetidae
Source: the annotation of a GenBank genome assembly
AUGUCAAUAUUUACUGUACAGCAACAACAACAACAACAGCAAUUAUCGGUCAGCAAGAGCUGUAGCCUGCCAAGAAUACCACAAAAUCGUUUGCCUGUCGUUCAUAUUCUCACAUCAAGAAGUGAACCCGGUGAUGUCAAAAGAAAAGAACCGUUUCAAUUCGAGAAAGUUGCUCGAUUUUUUCUCGAUCCUCACACAGCACAUCUGACUGAUCGGCGGCUACGAUUUUGUCAGAAACUACUUCGAUGCCAUGAAAAUGGAUACAUUCUAAAAGAUGUACCAUAUCUAAUGCAACUGCUAAAUGUUCUCGCAGGUUGUUGUGAAGAGCAACCAGUCUAUGUCAAUCCAUUUAUUGAGAUUGUGAAAAACUGCUCUAAACCAUUCCUAUUGGAUAAAUCAACAGAUGCAGAAAUCUAUGCAUCCGCAUUGAUUGCUUUCUGUUCAGACUUCGGUUAUCUUCUUCGUGUAUCGAAUAAACGUAUUCAGCGAUGUAUUCUUGAAACACUUUACAAAUCAAUUCAACCUACCAAUAAAUCACCCAUAGCUGACAAUGAUUUUGAUGGUUUACGACCAAUUCGAAUUGAUUAUUUAUUGAAGAUUCACUGUUAUAGUGAUCUUUGCGAAACAUUAGUUAAAACAAUAUCUAUGUUCGAAAAUGAUCUAUCACUUCGGAUUCAAGCAGUUAAAUUACUGCAGAUUUAUUCAUCGAAAUCGCUUGACUGUGUAGCAAGAAUGCUAACUCAUGAUUGUAUCAAUCGAUUAGUAGCAAAGAUGAAUGAUGCUGAUCCAACAGGAGAACUUUUAUUUCGUACAACUGAAGUACUGUGGAACAUUUUCGACUUCGCCGAUGAAGAGCAAAUUGGUGAACAAUUGGACUCACGUGUCACAAUAAGUCUUCUACAAGAAGCUUUCAUUGGCCAAGUAACACAAAAUCAUAGUCAAUAUCAUUGUCAAUUGAGAAACGAUUUGCUUAUUGUUUGCUCGCGCAUCAUUGCCAUUAAACCUGAUGCUCCAGUAAUCGAAACCGGUUUUGCAAAGCAAUUACUUCUACUCGCGUCUUAUCCCGAAUUACGUAGUAAUAAUCCACUGGUCAAAAAUCUAAAAAUUACCACAUCUGAAGAAGAUUUUGAAUUUAAAAAACUCUUAAUUAACACUGUUGUUUUACUUGGUCGUAAUCCGGUGAUAAAUGAUUUAAUCACGAAUAGUCGUGUCUUACUCGCCUUAUUGUCGUAUGUCGAACCGUUACCUCGGAAGAAAAAUCAAUUAGUCAAUGCAUUUGAAUGGUCUCUGUCACAAUUAGAAGAGCUUCAACUACAUGCACUUGUUGCGCUUUCCAUUCUUUUGCCACGCUCGUUACAGGAAUACUUAGAAUAUCAUACAAGUACACGACUUCUUCUAUUCUAUGAAUGGACACUAAAUGGCGGUAAUACAAUUAAAACGAAAGAACUGUUUUGUAUGAAACAAACCUAUUUUUUAGAUGUUUAUCAAAGUCAGGGUAAUGGAUUCUUUGGUAAAGGCGGUCGAAACAGUAAACGAUCACAGCUGAAAUAUAUCAUGCGACUAUUGCGGAGUAUUGUUUCCACAAAAGAUGAAGGAAUCUUUGUGGAUUUAUGCGAUCAAGGCUUGAUACCAUUGAUAACCGGACAUUUAAAACGCCUGCUUCGAGAAACGUCCAAUCAUAUUGAUUAUAUCGAUUUAGAUUUACUUUGUGAUGGUUUGUUUGUUCUAAGUUGUUUAGGCGAGCUGGAUAUUCACAGAAAAGAAAUCUUUGGCUCGGAAGGUAUUGAAAUUCUCACCAAAGUUCUUCUGAGUGAAUCAUCGCACGUUUGUGGUGGUCUGGGAUAUUAUCGUUUACUUGUCGCGGCUAUUGAUUGUGUCUGGUGUUGUGUCAUUGGUAGUGUAAUCAAUGAAGAUGAAUUCAUUCAAAAACAAGGUCUUUUUGCCUUGCUCGACUUGAUUGAAGCAAAUCCAAAAUCAUUGCAAAAUAUUAUUCUCGGAUGUUUAUUGGAUUUAACAGAAAAUACUAAAUGUUUGCAUUUUAUAAUGGCAUGGCAAGGACGAAAACAGCAACAAUUUCCACACGUUCUUUGUGAACUAUGGCGCGAUGAAGAACGUGAAAUACAUGUGGCUCGAACAGGAAAAGGUGUGAUAGAGGAUCAUAGAAAACCAUUAAUGGGUAUACUUCAACAGUCAGCGCCAGUCAUUCCAUUGAAAUCUGUAGAACCACCUCGAUCAGUUCUCGAUCUGAUCGAUAAUAUGCGAUCAAAGAUCUAUGGGUUUUUCUGUAAAAUAGGCUUUGGUGAUUUGCCCGGUUUACACGAAGAAGAUUUCGUUACUCUAUGCAUCAUUGAGAACUUUUUGGACUUUAAGUUGGGUGAAGUAUGGCAAGAAAUUAUGAUGGAACUGGAUAUGGAAGGUACACAAGUAAUUGCAACAGAUGGAGAAGCCACUGACACAAUUCUACGAGCAGCUGAAGAGCGUGGAUUAGCGGUGACAGCAACACAGAACUACAUUUUAGAGCAGUAUCAUAAACAAGAUUUACACUAUGAAAAAUCAUUCUAUCACGAAAUAAUUCGAAAUCAUCAAUUUCAAGAAAAGGGUCUGGAACAGUGGAAAGCAUACCUUGCAAGAACAUCGAAAUAUCCGUUGCUGAUGGUUGCAAAAGAUGCUCAAAAUGAAUCAAUUCAACAGUCACGACCGGACGAAAAGAGCUAUACAGGUUAUCACACAGUUCAUAAUUUAGAAAUUCCAAACUUAUCAAUAACGGCUUUUACUGGUCGAGUUUUACAUAUUGAAAGCACACCGGUGGAAUUACUCAAUAAAGGUCGACGGAUGGAAUUCAAUUCAUAA